Macrosteles quadrilineatus (aster leafhopper) is the source of this 1326-nucleotide messenger RNA. RefSeq lists its product as uncharacterized. The transcript has 2 exons. NCBI's taxonomy places the organism in Eukaryota, Metazoa, Arthropoda, Insecta, Hemiptera, Cicadellidae. Bases 77 to 1201 code for a protein of 374 amino acids. The record is from RefSeq and is a predicted model, not a curated record. Gene Ontology annotation, molecular function: zinc ion binding.
UAAAAAUGUGUCAAUUCCACGUAAAGAAGCCUUAAAUUUAUUAAGGAAAAUUGCUAAUGCCCCCAACAUUGCAAAAAUGGAAGAGGCUGUAAAAACAUUGAAAGAGUGGAAACAUUAUAAAGAGUCAACGUUGAAAAACUAUUUUGAGAACACAUGGUAUCCCGAGAUCAAACGUUGGGCAUUAGCUUACAAACCAUUAGAAAUGUUCAUCAACUCAAACAACGGAGUUGAAAGACUCAAUAAAGAAUUAAAAUAUACGUACCUAGAAGGGUACAAAGGAUGUUCUCUGAGUGAGAUUGUCUCGGUUUUAUUGAGCCAGUUCUUACCCGAAAGGUAUUUGACAUAUGUUAGGGAAAACUUAACAAUGUCAUCAAGCUGUAGAAUGUACUCUGAAGAAAUUCCUAAGUACUUACACGGGCGUCCUAAGUGGUUUGUAACUCAUGUCAUGGAUAGACUAACUUCAGCUGAAAGUCUACAUGGUUGUGUUAUUGUGCCUGUUUCUGAAAUCCAUUUUCAAAUCCACUCAACCAUGACGUACGAUGUCAAUUUUGACCUAAACAAUAGGAAAUCUAGCUGUACCUGCCCAGACUUUAGAAAGGAGAGAUUAAUAUGCAAACACAUGAUCUUCAUCAGCAUUCACUACCAAAAGUUUGAUUUAAACUUAGUUCAUGAAUUGCUAUUUGAUAAUCCCAUUUUUAAAUGUGACGAUGAAUUGAGCAAUUAUGAGGAUGAGAAUAGUAAUAAUUGUACCAUUCAUGACAAAUUCUUGGACCAUAGACAUGACAUUGAAGAACUUCCAUUGAACACCCAUUACUCUGAACUUCAACGACGGGGGAGUAACAAACGUCACCUAUUAAAUUUAGCAAAGGCAACUUGGCGCUCCAUUGAAUCGGUGAUGUGGAACUUGGAUGAGGAAAGCCUACAGAAAGGAAACGAGAUUCUGCAGGGAUGUCUGGAAUUUAUGACCUCCAAAGUUUCAAAUGAUGAAAGCAAUGGUUUGCCCAUUCAAGCGCAUGAAGAAACCUUUAAUGGAAAAAGCAUUAAAAGAAAAAAUUACCGAAAAUUGAGUCUGCAUAAGAAACAAGGUCAGAGCAGUAGAGUGGGGACUACUGCAGAUUGUCUGAAAGCAGCCCGCAUCAUUACUAUAACUGAACAAGAUUGCAGCCCAUCAAAACGUACAAAAAUUGACAUGCUAAACUAACUAUUUUGUAAACUAAUGUGUAUGAGAAUUUCAAUUCCCUGAGGGUUUCUACCAUCAGGGAAUUGAAAUUUAGCUGAGGAAAGUGAGUAAAAUCUGGCCAAAAGAUAAUUUUGUCACUGGUUUUG